This is a messenger RNA of Helobdella robusta, 1011 nucleotides long. RefSeq lists its product as hypothetical. The record is from RefSeq and is a predicted model, not a curated record. The transcript has 3 exons. Bases 1 to 1011 code for a protein of 336 amino acids. Lineage: Eukaryota; Metazoa; Annelida; Clitellata; Rhynchobdellida; Glossiphoniidae.
AUGGGAGAAGAGAAAGUGAACAAAAAAAAGAAGAUAAAAAGACUUGUAAUUGCAGUCAUCAUUGGCAUCUUCGUUGGUUCGCUGUGUGGUUUCAUCCUUCUAGCUCUCGUGCUCUGGUGCCGAAGAUCGACCUCGACAUCCACAUCAACUUCCGGCUUUUUUCCCGGAUCUGCCAUCGCCUGUCCGUACGAUCGGGAUCUGAGCGAGGCGGUGACGUCACUGGCCGACGUGGUGGACGAUGCGGGCAGCAACGUCUGCAAGCUGCACCGACUACCAACAGGCGAAUACGGAUAUGCGCACGUCUGGAAGGUGCACAACACGCAACUCCCCAUCGCAAACAACCAACAAAAAUCAGCUGCAACUCCCCAACAUCGCCGACAGGAACUGCAACAGAUGGAAAUGUUGAGCAACAGUCAGCAACAUUUAAACAGAAAUUUAAAUGUGACGAACGAACUCGUCAACACGUGUUGCAAUGCGUUUUACGCGCCUAAAACAACGGACGAUAUCGCUUUACAGCGGCAAAAUAAUCAACAACAGCAACUGAAUAUUUACGAUCAUUAUCAACAAAAUUCGACCAACCAAUCAAUUGUUGAGAACGAUGUGAGUUGUAAUUAUAUAGCGGAACAACAACAGCACCAGCAAUAUCAGCAGCAAAUCGUUCAACAACAACAACAGCAAACAUGCAAAUUCAACAACAUCAUAGACAACAACAACAUUGAAAUGGAAUGUCCCCUGUUCAACGAACGUGGCCUAAACAAUAGCAACAUCAUCAUCAACAACAACAACAGCAACAACAUCGACAACGACAACAAUAACAACAACAUCGUGACAGCUGUUGACAAAGCCAAUAAAAGUUUGUCAACAUUCAAACCUAAUGCAGUUGAUCUUGUUUCUGGAGUUAAACCAACGACAGCAGUGAUUAAAUCAACAACAAAUCAUCAACAACAACAACAUAAUCACUAUCAUCAUCAUUUUCCGCAUCAGCAAGAAUUAAUCAAUAACUACAUGUGA